AUGCUCAACAACAUCCAGCGGAAGUACCACUACAUCCGCGAUGGGCUGGUUGCCACCGGCGAGUGCGUCGUCCUCUGGUACCCCAUGGACGAGAUGGUUGCGGACAUCUUCACCAAGGCACUACCUCAUGAGUAUCAGAAGUGGAUGCAAGGAGUGACCGACGGCGGUCGGAUGGCAGCAGCAAGGAGGGAAGGCAAGCGACAGACCCGGUACAAAGCCCCGGGCAGGGCCUCAGAGGCCCCCCUCAGCGGCAAGCUGGAGGGGCUGGCGCGCCCAGCGGCAACGCCGAACACAGACACGGACCGAAGGCGACAACGCACGGACUAA
Molecule: messenger RNA, 327 nt
Organism: Schizophyllum commune H4-8
Lineage: Eukaryota; Fungi; Basidiomycota; Agaricomycetes; Agaricales; Schizophyllaceae
Exons: 2
Coding region: 1-327 (108 amino acids)
Source: RefSeq, a predicted model, not a curated record